CUCAGCCUGUCACCACGUUGCCAUAAUACUCUUGUUUACAUUGGUGGACGGUUGAGCCAAUCAAAUACGAGCAUUUAGUUGAAAAAAUGAUUUUGAGCAUACAAAAUUUCGUGUUUUUUUCCGCGUUUACGUGUGUUUUGUGUGUUAUACCUGGUUACAUAAAAGUGUGCAGUUCGAGCGAAAAAGAUCUGGACAAAUGCAUAAUAAACUCCAUAGACGAGUUGAGGCCGAAAUUGAGGGAGGGAAUAGAGGAACUGAAUGUUCCUUCCAUCGAACCUCUGACGUUGGAUGAGGUGAAGCUGCGCAGCGGUCCUAGAGCGGCCAAAAUCGAUGCCAACAUAACGAAUUUGAGGGUCUGGGGUGCAUCCGAUUUCCAAAUAUUGUCGCUAGAGCCAAAUUUAAACAAAAACAAAUUUGUUUUUAAAGCCACCAUUCCAUCUUUAUAUUUUGAGGGCGAUUAUGAUAUUGAUAUGAAUUUGUUACUCCUAAAGUUCAAGGGUCAAGGUCCCAUCCAAGGAAAUUUCUCCGACUACACAUUUGACUGCGUCUUGCGUGGCAAACGCAUCAACAAAAACGGGGCUCAGUACCUAGAGUUCCGCAAGAUGGCGCUGCGACUGAACAUAGGCCCGAAAUCCCUCAUAAGGCUGGGAAAUUUGUUCUCUCAGGACCCGCAAAUAGCCAAGGCCACCAAUCAAGUGAUAGAGGAAAACAGCGACAUCUUUGUGGAGGAAAUCAAACCGGCUUUGGAAAAUUCACUCUCACAGAAGUUUACGGAUAUCGCGAACCAGAUCACCACUAGGUUUACUUUUAAAGAACUGUUUCCUUAGGGAGUAUUUUUAUUUUUUUCUAUAUUAGAAAGGAUUUUUUUUUAAUAAUUU
Molecule: messenger RNA, 878 nt
Organism: Brassicogethes aeneus
Lineage: Eukaryota; Metazoa; Arthropoda; Insecta; Coleoptera; Nitidulidae
Source: the annotation of a GenBank genome assembly